Molecule: messenger RNA, 1578 nt
Organism: Diabrotica balteata
Lineage: Eukaryota; Metazoa; Arthropoda; Insecta; Coleoptera; Chrysomelidae
Source: the annotation of a GenBank genome assembly
CGGUGUAUUAUUUAAAAGGAUAUUCAAAAAUGAAAGAAUGCUGCGUAAUUUUUCCAGUUUGUUAACUAAUAGAAACACACUAAUUAUACUGCUUAAUCGAAAUUUCACUUCCCUAGAAGUUUCUACUGCUUUGAGACCCUUUUAUUUUGCAGUUCAUCCCGAUUUAUUUGGAAAGUAUCCUAGAGAAAGGGCUAGGAAUGAAUCAUCAUUACAACAGUUGAGUUCCAUUUUAGAGAAAAUUCAAAAAUCUAAAUUUGUUCCUCCUGUGAGCUUAAGUUUCUAUGUUAAAGACAAAGCAAAGAAAACAGGCAAAUUUCGUUUCAUUAACAUCCACUUACAGGGUAAUGAUAUUCGUACGACAUUGUGUACAAUUCUACAAAGCUGUGAUUUACCAACUGAUUAUGUAGAUAGAAUUAUCCCUCUGCCCUCUACAGAUAAUCCUAACACAAAUUUUAAAUUCAGAUAUAAAAAUGAGGUUGACUUCACAAAAGUCAAUCAAAAUCAUCCCAUUUAUGCACACAUUAAGAUGCAGAUGGAUAUGAAAAGGGCACAAGAAUUAUUAAGGCUUAAAAACUAUUUACAGAAAAAUGCCCUUGAAGCUUUGAAGAAGUCUAGAAAGGGAGAUAUCCAUAGGGAAGAGGUUAAAAGGCUUCAAGAAAUAAUUACAAAUGAACUUCAAGUGGAAGAUUUACGUUGGGAUUGUAGUUGGAAUGAAGAACAUCGUAAAGGGUGUUUACUCAGUUUUAUGUCUCUGGUAAACCAACAUCCCAGAAUUAAAUAUGUUUUAAAAGGUAGAGUGCUCAUAUUUUCCUCAUUUUUUACUGGUGUUAGCCUUGAUGGACACAUAAUGCUUUACAGUGGAGAAGUUCGCAAUAACUGGUUAGAUUUUUUAAAGAAUAUUGACAGAUAUGAUGAAGCUUUGAAGAGAAUACCAGCUUUUGAAAAUUCUUUGUCUCAUGUAUUGAGAAAAAUUAAAAUUGGCAGGAGAAAGUUUAUGCCCAAAAUAGUAGCAGGUCAAUAUGAACAAAAUUUAAGGCAAAUUACCACAUCUCUCAGUGAUUAUAUAGGUUUAAAACACUUUCCUGACGAAUGGCCUACUAGCUUAGAAAAUUUCGAAAUAGUCGUCGAGACUGAGGCUGGUCCAUUAAUGGUAUCACCUACUGGACAAUUUAUCGUCCCUGCGACAAUUCCUGGGUCUUUAUUGGUAAAUUUUAUUACUACUAACUUAGAGGAAGCUAGCAAAAAAAAUUGUGGACUAUAAAAGUAAUAAAUAUUUGGAACGAGCUUUAAAUAAAAAGUGUAUAGAAGAUCUCCAGCUUGCUGUUUUAUCCAAAGACGACAACAUCACUCCAGAUUUGAUGAUAAAGUGUUGCGAACAAUUGAUUAAUAACAAAUUCGAAUUGCAGCCUUAUACAAAAGAUCUUCGCUUGAAUAUAUCUACAUACUAUUCUGUACUCUCCGAUGGAGUAGUAUGCAUACCUUGGAAUUUCGACUUAUGAUUGAACGACACUCUUUAAGUAGAUUAUUUAUUAGUAGAUAUAUAUUUAUAAGUAGAGAAAAUUAAAUAUUUGAUAAAUU